Fibroporia radiculosa is the source of this 4011-nucleotide messenger RNA. RefSeq lists its product as uncharacterized. NCBI's taxonomy places the organism in Eukaryota, Fungi, Basidiomycota, Agaricomycetes, Polyporales, Fibroporiaceae. Gene Ontology annotation, biological process: regulation of mitotic cytokinesis. The coding region runs from base 1 to 4011 and encodes 1336 amino acids. The transcript is spliced from 3 exons. Gene Ontology annotation, molecular function: GTPase activator activity. The record is from RefSeq and is a predicted model, not a curated record.
AUGACUGUUCUUACUCCAGAUCCUGCAGAAAAUUGGGAUAACGACUUCGAUUUGCCGGCAGGAAACCGUCAAGCAGAUAGUUCCACGCCUCUGACGAAGGACAGAAAAAACACACUGAAGCGGUGGACGGAGCCAGGGCCGUCUACGCCAUCCAAGCGGUCGGCAGAGCAGCCGGAGAAUUGGGAUGACGACUUCAGAGACAACACGGAUUCCCCAGUCUGUACCCGUCCAUCUCGGCUACACUCAAGCAUGGAUGAGCCGGAGAAUUGGGAUGACGACUUUGUUGAGGCGAAGGAUGGCCAUUCACCCAAGAGGCGAACACCUCGCCGUCAUGCGUCGUGGGGUUCUUCCGACGAGGAGGAUGACUAUGGGUUUGGAGAUAGAGAGGAAGAUCGCACUGUGACGUCCCGUUCUCGAGGUAUUCCUCUGAACAUCCCACUCGACGUUCCCCCUCCCGUUCCCCCACUACCGUCUCCAUUCCCGGGCUCACCUAACCCCUCCGUAUUCUCCAUGCCCGUAUCGUCCAAUGGCGCCCAUGACUCAGUUGCAGCCCUCUCGUACUCUUCUACAGCACAUCUCGCAUUACGGCCGACUCUUUCAUCAGGCAGUUCUGCUCUAGCAUUGCUCCCUCCAAGUCCUCCAAUUCAUCGCGAGCGACGAAGAUUACGGAAAAAGUCACGUCCGCCACCAGUCAUGGGACCUGAUAUUCAUGAGCUCGAGGAUCGCGCGACUGUCCCAUUACAAACUCAGUCAGACCCAUCUACACCGGAGAGAAAGAGUGGCAGGUCUCUUGACGAUCCCCCUUCCGAUGCGGCUCCCACAGCGUCUGCGCCGGGCUCUGGUCCAUCAUCUGGAAAGACACCAUUAUUGUCUCGCAUCGGAUCAGUAGGUAAGAAGUGGGGCGCUGCGCGCAAGAAACGGGCGAGUACGGGCCCUAAUGAGAUCUCUCUUUACGAGCAAGAAGAGACGCGUGAGCAAGCAUCUCGUCCUCAAUCUGUGCUUGGAUCGGCAGCGUCUCCUCCCGCACCCAAAAGUGGGUGGUUUUUUCGCGGUGGUGGAAGUGGGCCGGGGCCUCCAUCGAUGGAUCGGUCGGCUCUGAGACACGAAUCCAGCGUGGACAAGCUCCUAGCCAUGGCAGGGCUCGAGCGCAAUCCUGAUUCGCCUUCGCGCCGAGGUAAAGCACGAAGCCCUGAUGGAGACCAGGCUGAGAGCGUGGAAUCCAAUCCUCCUUUACCGAGAGGCCUGGCUGAAUUUGCAGCGGGAAAUAAUAGUGUACCAUCAACCGCAGCCUUGCUAUUUGGUGUUCCAAGGCGGCCGACUUCAAUCCAAAUGCAGGCGACGAAUUCGAACUCGAGUUCAGGAUCAAGUUGGACAAGCACGCGGCCGCCUGUCCCACGGCAUGCGUCGUACGGCCACGACCUUGGUCGUCGACGAGAGACCUCAAGCAGUAGAUCUAGCUCAAAGCAACGUUCGGCUUCUGCUAGUGUGGAGGACGUAGGUAAAGCGGGCAGAGCUGUUCGGACGCGAGAGGAGAAACGAGAGGCUGUUUGUCAGCCCCGAAAUCAGUCUCCAAGUGAACAUGUCAAGGGAAAAGAAAAGGAAGGGAGCAGAUCGUUUAUGGGUGGUAUGCGAAGGAUCAGUCUCGGUGGGACCACCAAGCACAAACGGACGAAGAGCUCUGUGCCGACGAGCGAGGGCAAGCGAUCUACCCCGGCGACAGCGCUCUCUAUAUUGGAAGGUCAGCAGGACCAGACAACUCCCAGACCUCCGUCGCGUGUUGUGCGUAGUUCGCAGGAUGGGCUUCUACCACCAAUCGAACUGCAGCCUCCUUCACCGCCCUGUGUCUCACCAGAUGGCCUCACUCUUCAAGGACCUGGAUCAGAGUUUGAUUCACUCUUUUGCCCGCAACCCGCACUAGAGUCGUCACGCUCAUAUCCGGUGCUUUCUACACGCUCCUCUGUAAAUGUUGUACGCAAGUCGACGUCGUCGCCGAUCUCGCCUUCUCCUACUCCCUUGCCCUCGCCUACUCGGCCGAAACUGUCUACAUCCCCUCAGCAGGCUGCUUCCCUCGGACGCGCGACGCUAAUCUCGAAAGAUCUUCAAGCCGAAGCGAGUCCCGUCCCCCGGCGCAAUUCAUUAGGGGAUCUUAAGAUUCCGGCGAGGAUAAGUCAGGCACAGGUAGGAUUGAGGAGGGAUUUGGGGAUGGUUAGAGAGUUCGCGGCUAGUGUCGAUCAACUGAAACAGCUACAACAGGCUCAUCAUAGUCUUGUCAGCGAGAUUCAUUCAGUCAUGAGCGAAAACCUAUCCCAAUCACCGACAUCUCAGCCCCGUGCCCUAACUCCGACUUUCUUUAACCUCCCAAGGCCGGCAUCCCGAUCACGAUCAAAUACAAACCCUACUCCUUCACAGGCGCUCCAGACGCCUCAUGACCUGGUCCUUGCAUUUCAUACUAUUGAAGCGCGCUACCAACUCUCUUGGGAAUGUGCUGAGUUGCUCAUUGACCUGGGCAGCGGAGCUCCGUCCACCGCGCCAGCUUCAGCCCCCAUAUCGUCUCCUAGUUCGGAUACACCUGCCUCGACUAAUAUCCCUGUUGAUAGUCGGAAGAGUCGCGAACGUGCAAUCACUCUGGCUGGUGACGAGCCGAAGCCAAUCAUUGGGCCCCUGCCUAGCACUGUCAGCCCCACCAAUACUGCUCAAUGGCGUGCAUCUACGGGCAGACAUGAUCUUAGCUCCCGCCAGCUCAUUCUUCUACGUGAGAUGUUGAACCCAGACCCAUCCGCGACCAUGACUCUUGAUCGACAUCUUCCUAUCCCUGAGGAAGAGAGAAGCUUGAGUCCUGUGAAUCGUAGCUGGCGUUGGGGUGACGUCUCUGGGAGCACUGUGACUUUGCCCAGUGAGGACGGAACGCAAGCUAGUGGAUCAGGUACAUCCAUCGGGAAUGCCAAGAAGCAGAAGCGGAGAAGCAGCCGCCUUGGGAUGCGUGGUCUAAGGGAUAUGCUGAAGUCCCUCAAAAAGACCUAUUCUGAGGGUCCCCCAAUGCUCCCACCACUCUCGGCUAUCGCUGCGUCAACAGUAUCCGUGUCUGCCAGUACUGACUCGUCGCUCAACCACGACGUAAGCGAGUUCAAGUCUAAGUCAUUGGUACAGCGUCGACGUGCAAAGACGAGCACGGGUCCAGAGUCGAUGAAGUCGACCAGAGAGCUUGAUAGGCAUCCUAACUCUCCCUACGGCACUUCCAUGUCUCUCACGCAUAGAUCCUCCCCUCGUCGACCCUCCCUGGCCUCUAUCUUUCGUCUGGGGCAGAAGAGUAAACCCGCUUCUUCUAGUAAUGAGCAAUCUUCGGAUGAUUUAAAAGCAUCUGAAACGAUCUCUAGUGUCAGCGGUUCGCAUCAAACAGCCGCCAGUCGUAGUAGAUUGCCUGAGGAAGAGGAUUGGGAUCGAGUUGAAUCUGUUGCAGAUUUAGAACAGGCGGCGCGAGUACUGGAUCUGCCCUUUGACGGCACUGCUACCGUCCGACUCAAGAAGGGAAAGUCCCCGUACCUCGCGCAACGGGAUAUCCCUCCAGAAACGCCCCAUCGUUCACCCAGCGCUUCCCAAUCUUCCAUCUGGAGUGCUGACCGUUCUCCGCAGAAGACGUCGUCGACCACCCAAUCAGUGCUGCUAUCACCUACCUCUCGUCUCCGCCAGCUCACAGAGAGGAAGGCGAACCGCCAGGCAAGGCCGUCGUCGCGAGGUAAGGACAGGCCAACUGCACCUAGCCCCAGCCCCAAGCGUCCGUCUUCCCGGAAUCAUCGGGGAGGGCUCUCGGGCUCAGUGCGUUCCGCGCCAUCUCGACCCCUGGAAAGUCCCGAUUCGCAGUUGGGCGGAAACACUGAGAUGGGCUUGAAGCUUGCUAUGACUCCUGAGAACAUCAAACCUCUGAUGGAGAAUGCGCGUGAGGUGCAUGCUCGGUGCAGCGAGUGCGUGCUUGAACUUCGAGCUCUCCUCGCUGCGACAUCGCCCUCUACAUAA